Messenger RNA from Limanda limanda (common dab), 3456 nucleotides. RefSeq names its product tudor domain containing 7 b (gene tdrd7b). NCBI's taxonomy places the organism in Eukaryota, Metazoa, Chordata, Actinopteri, Pleuronectiformes, Pleuronectidae. The transcript has 19 exons. The coding region runs from base 1 to 3456 and encodes 1151 amino acids. The record is from RefSeq and is a predicted model, not a curated record. Gene Ontology annotation, biological process: spermatogenesis; lens morphogenesis in camera-type eye; lens fiber cell differentiation.
AUGGCUGACGGGGAGCUGGUGAAGAAGAUGCUGCGGGCCAUCCUCCAGGCCAACAAGAAUGGAGUAUCGCUGUCACGUCUACAGUCAGAGUACAAGGAGCUCAACGGAGAGCAGAUACCACACAAACAACUGGGACACAACCACCUGGACACACUGCUAGCUAGUAUGCCGUCGGUUGUUGGCAUGGAGCGCAACCGCUCUGGAGAGAUGGUCUAUUUUGCCUCGGGGGCCAAUGAGACGUCCCAUAUAGCCAAGGUGGUGGCUCGCCAGCGCAGCUCCAAGAAGACGGGCCGACCCCACCUCGUCAACACACAGAUGAGGGUCAAACCAGCAGCACCACUUGUCCUCAAUGCCAAACCUCAAACCUCAUUGAGGCAGCCGAACCACCGUGGACGUGGUGGGGGUAGAGGAGGAGGCGGCGGCCGAGGGCCAGGACAUGGAGACUCCAGGCAAGCCAGAGAAAUGAGGGAUGGCCAUUCAGAGAGCAAGGCUGGGGCACAUCCAAACAAGAUGUCCAAUCAGAACACACCCAACAGGAAGGGGAACCCACCUGCAGAGAAGUCAGAGAAGAGGAUGACCCUGCAUUCACGGUUUCAUAAAGAGGUGCACGCUCACCUUUCCAGAAACCCCCCACAGACUGGUCCACCCAUGAAUCUGAACGAAAGCCUCAGCUCUGGAAAAGGAAAACCUUACAACCCUCAGCAGGUCCAGGGGCGCAUCAGAGAGAUCCUGGGGAAGUACAGCAAUGGGUUCUGGGUAUCUAAGCUUCCUCAGAUCUACAGAGAGCUGUACAAACAAGACCUGCCCACUGAGGCUGCCAAAGACCUGGAGACCUGGACACACAUAUGCACUGUAGAGAAAACCUGCAGCAGCAACCCGACAGAACUCCUCCUCUACCCUGCCAAGGAACAGACCACUGCAUCCUCCCCUUCACCAAUCCUCAACCUGAACUCCACCAGCGCCCCUGUCCCAGUAUCAAACACCCCUACAGAUAAACCCUUGAGUUCCCCUGCUCAACAGAGACCCCCCACCACCCAUCUGACUCGCUCCGGUUCUCCCUCUCCUCUGUCUCCGCCAUCGUCCUCCUCGUCCCCAAGCCCUCCUUCCUCCCCUGCCUCCCUUAGCCCCGACCUGAGGCUGAAACUAGAGGAGUUGCUGGUGAAGUAUUCCAACGGUCUAUGGGCCCAUGCACUGCCCAAGCUCUUUCAGGACACCUACAAAUCCAAACUGCCCAGACAUGUUCUGGAGAACCUUCAUCUCCUUUCCGACAUCUGUACUAUUGACUACCCGAUGCCUGACAACCCUAAAAGGGCCAUCCUGUACAGAAUGAGCAGCACAGGAGAUGGAGGAGGAGAGGAUGAGAACUGCAAUAGGAGGAACUCUUCGACCAGUGAAGAGGAGCUGAGGGUGAGGCAGGAGCUGGAGAAGAGGCUCAGUAACCAGGCGGUGCCUUCUCUGCAAAUUCCCAAAGAGGAGUACCCCUCUGUGCUGGUGGUGGAUGCUACCAACACCAACAGUGUUAUACUCAGGUACAUUGGUGAGGGUUACUCCCAGGCCCAGGAGUCCAUGGAGGAUGAGAUGAGAGAGUUUUAUGGCCUGAAACAAAGUACUCCACCUCCUUUGUCCUCUCCUUCCUCUGGCCAACUUGUUGCUGUCAGAGCUGAGGAGGAAGAGGAGAUCUUGAGGGCACAAGUCUGCGAGGUCAUGGCCGACAAGGUCAAGGUCUACUAUGUGGAUCAUGGGUUCUCAGAGUUGAUCAGCAAAACCAAAGUGUUUGAGCUGCAUGAGAAGUUUUUCAAACUGCCUUUCCAGGCCACCAAGUGUAAACUAGCAGGUCUGGAGCCAUUCUGUCAGGAGCCUGCUGUGCUGAAGACGUUUGAGACUAUGGCAAGUGGUAAGAUCCUAUUGGCUGAGAUCCUAGAGAGAGGGCAGACCCCUCUGGCCGUCCUGUACGACACGUCGCAGGAUGAUGAUGUCAACAUCAAUGCUGCCUGCAUGAAGGCUUUGCAUGACAAGACGCUAGCAAGCCCGUUACAGGUGAACAGUGCUUACAUGAAUGUGACCGUCAGCAGUGUCUGCUCAGAUGGAACCGUCUACUGUCAACUGCCCUCCAGAGGCCUGGCCAAGCUGAAUGAGUUACUGGAGAAUAUAGAGACAUACUUCCACUCACAGGUCACUUCAGAGUUCCUGGUGUCCAGACCCUUUUGUGGGAAAGGAUGUAUGGUGCGCUACAAAGGCAAAUGGUCCCGUGUAGAGAUCACCAAUCUGCAUGGCAGCAGAGUCCUGGACAUCCUGUUUAUUGACGUGGGCGUGCAGGCAUCUGUGGAGGUGUUUGAGCUGAGAGAGAUCCCCCCACUAUUCCUCCGUGACCUUAUGGCUAUCCCACCGCAGGCUGUGAAGUGCUUUCUAGCUGACCUGGCUGUCAGUGUUGGGUCCUGGACUCCAGAUGCUGUCCAGUGGCUUCGAGAGAAAGUGCUCAACAUCACUGACUGCAGCAUGAAGGUGGCUAAGGUGGACGAAACCAAGCGCUGCACCUACGUCCACCUGUUCACCGAUAAGAACUUCCAUGACCCGGCCCGCAGCCUCAACCAUCAGAUGGCGCAGUCUGACCUGUUCAAACAUCAACCAGAUGUUUUCCUGACUAGCCACAGCUCCGCUAAGAUCUCCACAGCCACUUUAUCCUCCAAGACUUCCAGUACCAGCGACUCCGCUAACGGUAAUAGAUCAACUACUGUCCCAGCUAAGCCUCAAAUCCGAAGGACUCUACCGGGUCAAAGAGGAGGCGGAGGAGGUGGAGGAGGAAACACAACCAGCACCACCCCACCAGAAACGCCAUCAACUCCCUCAACAUCUCUCCAGCUGCCACCACUACUAGAGCUGCCUCCAGCUGGAAACAACAUAGAUGUCUAUGUAUCCGUAGCGUGCCAUCCGGGCCACUUUGUGCUGCAGCCCUGGAGAGAUAUGUACAAAUUGGUGGUGUUGAUGGGAGAGAUGAUUCUGUACUACAAUAAAAUUGAAGAAAAACCACUCAACAUAGAGAAGAAUCAGAUAUAUGCUGCUAAAGUGGAGAACAACUGGCAUCGUGUGUUGGUGAAGGGAGUUCUGACCAAUGGCUUGGUGUCUGUCUAUGAGCUGGACUAUGGUAAACAUGAGCUGGUCAGCUGCACCCAGCUCAGACCUUUGAUCAAGGAGUUCAGGCAGCUGCCGUUUCAGGGAAGCACUGCUCAGCUGGCUGGAGUGAAGCCGCGGCAGUGGUCAGAAGAAGCUUCCAUCGUUUUCAGGAACCACGUGGAGAAGAAACCACUCGUGGCCCAGCUGGAGAGCCUACAGGAAGCCACAAACCCGUGGGAGAGGAAGUUGACAGUCUUCCUGGUCGACACUUCCCAGGAGGAACGAGACAUCUGGGUGCAUGACAUCAUGGCUGAAUUUGCUGAUGAGAUUACCAAUGUGUUGUAA